AUGACGUCUUUUGGGUCUACUGUUGACGAGGAUAUUAACAACGGUCAUGGUCCAUAUGUUUUUAAGGUUUCUGGUCAGGUUUGUCAUUGGAUAGGGUCUUUGUGUCCUGAUGAGUCUAAAGGUCCAAGGUUCUUGCAGUUGUAUGUUGUCGAUACUGCUAAUGAGGUUUCUAAUCGGUUGAAAGCCUUUCACACCUCUACUAAAAAAGAUUUAGAUGGUGCUGUUGUAAAAAUUCUAAUGGAAUCCCUUUCAGUUCAUAAUGAAUAUGUUAGGACAUUCAAAACAGCUAAAGAAAUGGCUGAAGCUAUGAAAUUAGAUUCCUAUGCAGUUCGUUUGUUCAGUGACGUCCCUGAUCGUAGGUAUGGUUGCCCGGCUGCUGGUAGUUUAGGUUGUAUUGUUACUGGCGAUGACAGUAAUUGUAGCAAGUAUGACAUCAUUGUUCACUCGAAAUCUGAGGCUGGUAGAAUAGAAGAUAUCCUUCGCAAUCCUGGUUUUGCAAGAACACUACUACUUGGAUGGUUUGACAGCAAUGCAAGAGAUCCACAAGGUCGAGAUCUUACGUAUAUAGACUACCCAAAUAGAUACGUGUGGGAUGCUAGAUCAAAGGAAUGGGGACAAAGAGUUUUAGAAUCUUCAAAAAGUAUAGGUAGGCAUGUGUUUGUCCAUCCAUCUUCGGGAGAGUUAUUCUAUCUUCGGAUGUUACUCUGUCAUCAAAAAGGAUGCACAUCUUAUGAAGAUGUUCGUACGGUGCACGGUCAUCUUCAUCCAACUUUUCGAAGUGCAUGUAACGCACUAGGGUUAAUAGGUGAGGACAUGGAAUGGCUGACGGCCUUCAUUGAAGCUUCAUCAUGGGCUACUUCUUCACAGUUACGUUCCCUCUUCUGUCAUCUACUGCUUUUUUGUGAUGUAAGUAAUCCACAAUCACUUUGGGAUGUUGCAUGGCGGAAGAUGAUAGAUGAUUACUUGCUUAAACUAAAAACCGAGUUCCCAGAUAAACGAUUUCAUAUGAAUGAUGAUAUAGUGCAGCAACAACUGCUUUUUGAACUAGAAAAUGCACUCCGAUCUUCUACACCUUCUAGAUCGUUAGCUGACUUCCAUUUACCCGUGCCAAAUCCGGAUACUAUUGUAGUUCUGCAAAAUCGUCUCUUGCUAGAAGAGUCAAGUUAUGAUAAGGAGUCCUUGCAACACCAACACUCACAAAUGUUUCUACAAUUAAAUGAAGAUCAGAUGCGUAUUUAUAAGACCGUUGUCAUAUCCGAAGAAAACAAAAAACAGGUCUGUACACUGCAUCACAACAUGCGCUUAACACAGACUACCACUGAUGUAAGUGAGGGUCUAUCCAUAGCUGCCUUCGCUGACUGGCUACUUAACAUUGGGAAUGGAACUUUAGGUGUGCCAGAUGCAGACAAUCCACAUACUACAACCUGGGUAGAAAUACCACCUUCGCUUUUAAUACCAAUAGAUAGUGAGUCUUUGAAAAACCUAAUCCUCUUUGUCUAUGGAAAUAGACUGCUGGACAAUCCCUCACCAUCCGAUCUAUCUGUAAGGGCUAUUGUUUGUCCCACAAAUGACACUGCUGACAAAGACAUGACUAACAUAUCUGACCUGAAGUAUGCAUGCGAAGGAGGAGCAUUACAGGUGCGAAUUCUGCGCAAAUGGAAACCACAGUACCGUCGGCAUGAAACAUGGUAUCUCGGUGUGGACAAAUACGGAGAUGCUAUACAGAUUCUGGGACAAAGAACAAAUCAGGGGUACAUAGAAUCAAUUUUCCAUAUCUCUAACUGCUACACAAUAUCAGAGUACACCUGUCCCUAUUUAGACGAGUAUCAGAAAGUUCUAGAAAACGAAAUCUAUAUGGAUGUUGGCCUGAUUUCCAUAAUUGCUCCUCUUCCUGACACUGUCACAAUCCCUGCAACCUGGUUCCGGUUUGCCUCGAAAACAGAUCUCCUCAACUUAGGUGAAAACCCGUCGUAUUAUCCAGAUUUCAUUGGCGUGCUAAAAAAAAUGAGAAAUUGCACAAAGCGUAAUGGAGAAGAAUUCGUUCUUCUAAUUCUUGCAGACGAAAGUGGUGAUGAAAUAGCGAUCAGUUUAUGGAAAGAGUGUAUUGAUGUUCGUGAGAAAUUCAGACCUGAAGAGUUGGCAACCCCUCCUGCGACAACAGUUGUUGCCAUUACAAAUAUAAAGCCUUCAUCAAUACACAUAGCAGGUACUUUAAGGUUCGGAUCAUCACCUGCCACACACGUAUAUGUCAAUCCCCCAAUCCAGGAGACAACACUUCUAAUCCACAGCUUCACUGGCCCUACACCCCCAACUUCCACAACAUCUGGACCAUUAACAACACUGCAUGAGCUAAACAACAAGAUUCAUAGUGAACUGGUGGAUAAAACAUUCAAUGUACAAGCUACACUGACAACAAUCACAUUCAAAGACUGCUGGUUCCAAGUACUAUGCACAACUUGCAAAGAUCCGAUUUUCAGGAAAAGCAAUUACUGGAGUUGCAGUGCUCAUGGAAAAACAGCCUCACCCAUAUUCCUGUAUAAACUAAUUACAACUCUGACGGACCCAACGGGCUCUCUAACUACAAUCAUGACCGAUGGCGCGGCUCAAAAACUAAUUGGUGCUACACCAGAAAAACUAAUGGCUGAUGAUCAUGAAAACAAUAAAAAGCUCCCACCAACACUUAUCAAUGAUCAUGAGGGCACAUCAAAGACCAUGUCAAUACAAAUGCUAAAAGGCUCUACAACUGAAAACAUUCGUUUCAUAAUCGUUGACAUACAUGAAGUAACCAUGGUUAAUCAGUCAGUCGCACCGGUCACACCAACACAAGUUUCAACAACUACAACGACAGCAACACCAAUCACUCCAGCAGACCUUCAAGGUUCCGCAAAUGUUGAAAUCAAUCCUAUACUUGGAAUGGCAUCUACAACAUCACAAACAUCACACACAGCAAGAACAUUGACAUACGACACCGCUGCUGAAUCUGUACUGAAGAAACAACCGAAGCGAGGACGUAGAGCAGAGUAA
Molecule: messenger RNA, 3024 nt
Organism: Lactuca saligna
Lineage: Eukaryota; Viridiplantae; Streptophyta; Magnoliopsida; Asterales; Asteraceae
Source: the annotation of a GenBank genome assembly